AUGGCUCCCAACUACUCUCCCAAACACUUUCUCGUCACCUUUCCAGUCGAAUAUGUCGCCCAUGUCGAAAUCAACCGAGCGGACAAGCUCAACUCCUUCUUUGAAGCGAUGUGGCUAGAACUCCGUGACAUAUUCGGUCAGCUAUCUCACGACCCCAACGUACGAGCCGUUGUCCUCUCCGGCGCUGGCUCCCGCGCAUUUACUGCGGGACUGGACGUCAAGGCUGCAUCGAAAAGUCUCCUUGGACCCAAGCCAGAUGGUGAUGCCGCACGUCAUGCUGCCAUAUUCCGCCGUCACAUUGCCUCCUUCCAGGAAUGCAUUACUGCGGUAGAGAAGUGCGAGAAGCCAGUCAUUGCGGCGAUGCAUGGGAUAAAUUUUGGACUUGGGAUUGAUCUCUCAGCUGCCACGGACAUUCGAUACUGUGCGGCUGAUACGAAGUUCUCCGUCAAGGAGGUCGAUAUUGGUCUUGCAGCGGAUAUUGGUACCUUGUCCCGACUUCCAAAGGCUGUUGGAAGCUAUAGUUGGGUUAAAGAAGUUUGCUUGACGGCCAGGGUUUUUGAUGCCAAAGAGGCAAAGGAGGUCGGAUAUGUCAGUGCUGUGUUCGAUAACAAAGAGGUUAUGAUUGAAAAGGCAUUAGCCACUGCAAAGUUGAUUGCUUCCAAGAGCCCUGUUGCUGUCCAGGGUACCAAGGAGCUACUUAACUGGUCAAUUGACCAUUCGAUUCAGGAUGGGGUGUGGAAUAGCGCAGCCCUUCAGACCAGCGAUAUAACAACUGCGCUUCUAUCGGGCUUGGAGAAACGAACUCCUACGUUUGAGAAGCUAUGA
This is a messenger RNA of Trichophyton benhamiae CBS 112371, 825 nucleotides long. RefSeq lists its product as uncharacterized. NCBI's taxonomy places the organism in Eukaryota, Fungi, Ascomycota, Eurotiomycetes, Onygenales, Arthrodermataceae. The transcript has 3 exons. Gene Ontology annotation, molecular function: delta(3,5)-delta(2,4)-dienoyl-CoA isomerase activity. The coding region runs from base 1 to 825 and encodes 274 amino acids. The record is from RefSeq and is a predicted model, not a curated record. Gene Ontology annotation, cellular component: mitochondrion.